This is a messenger RNA of Mercenaria mercenaria, 6837 nucleotides long. RefSeq names its product dnaJ homolog subfamily C member 22-like. Lineage: Eukaryota; Metazoa; Mollusca; Bivalvia; Venerida; Veneridae. The record is from RefSeq and is a predicted model, not a curated record. Bases 1 to 1014 code for a protein of 337 amino acids. The transcript is spliced from 5 exons. Gene Ontology annotation, biological process: endocytosis. Gene Ontology annotation, cellular component: plasma membrane; early endosome.
AUGACGGUGUCUACUUGUGGCAUGCAUUGCGGAUGGUUCAGAGAUCUGUGGAGGCUGCCAGAGUACCUGUAUCAAGCUAACAGAGAUCCGAGAGUGCGGGCUGUGUUCAGAGCUAGGAGAGAUGCAUAUGCUCAGCCACCGUGGAAAAUAGUGAGAUUUGCUGGACAGAUGUUUAUUGGAACAAUAAUGGCCCACCUGUUUAGACUAGCAAUACCAGAGUUUGUGCUGGAUAAUAUGGAGAAUGGAAUGGAUCAGGUGUUCAAAGUUAUACUACCUGUAAUGGGUGCUGCUACAGGUGUGAGUUUAGUAUCGAACAUAGGCUUUCAGAAGGUUGCUUUCAAGUGGUGUAUAUUAGGCGCAGCUAUUUCAACACCAUGGCUUCUGUUAGAGAGUCCAUCUAUUGUCUGCGCACCUUUGUUUGCUUCCCUCAUGGCUAAUUAUAAACGUGAGUGGGAUAUUGAAAAGGAACCACCCACUGGGGUUUGUAACUUUAUAAAGCGAGUUAUUGUAUUAACAUUAUGUGGAUGCAUUUACUUAUCCCUGUGGACAUCUGCGAUCUAUUUCAACAUGCAUGUAACUACGAGUGACGGAAUGAGAGUCCCUGUCUAUGAGGCGGUAGGGAAUUUCUUUGAAUCUCCGGCCUGGAAAGAUUUUAAGAAGACGAUGAAUGAAUUAUACGAGUUUUGUCAAGUGAACGGUUGGGACACGUGUUAUCAACAUCUGAUAGAGCAUCUAGAUCCGACAGGAGAAUCACAUGCCUAUAAGGUAUUAGGGUUUGAAGGGGUGACGGCUCAUCCAGAUGAAAUACAGCCUCGCUGUCGAAAGCUCAGCCGGCAGUUCCAUCCUGAUAAAUUUAAAACUGCUGCGGAAAAACUCGCCGCUCAAGAAAAAUUUAUAGAAAUCCAGAGAGCAUGUGACACUUUGAACGAAAUGCGUAAAAGACGUGCAGAGAAAAAUAUGAAAUCAGAUACGACUAAAGCGCCACCUAAAGACCGUAGAAAAACUGAAUUUUAAUGUCUGAUUUCAAAGUAGGAAGUUUUGAUAUCUUUAAGUGAUUUCAUAUCAGGUCUUGUUGUUAUAAGUCGGGUUUUGACAGUCCUAGUAUAUACAAAAUUUUCACUCCAAAACCAGCCACAAAUUGUUUGUUUGUCAGGAAUUGGAUAGGAAUUUGCUACAAUAACAAAACAUGUGGGUUUGAAUGUUGAAGUGUUUAUACAAGUGCAAGGAAAAAUACUGAUUCAAGGUCAAGGUCAGACUGCGAAGUUUCUAUCAAAACAACACAUUGCUUACAUUUAAUAAUUUCCCCCAAGUUAAUGUUGAUUGGCAUUGAUUGCCUCUCAUAUGCCUCUCAUAAUCAAUGUCAAGUACUUAAUGAAAAAGAUAACUUGAAAUUAUCAGGAGCCCAUUCCACCUAUCUCAGUACUAGAGAGAGAGAGCAGAUCUACAGGUCACGUGGUUAUAGGUUUGAUCCAUAUCCAAGUUGUAUGUGCUCUGUGACAGUUUGAUAUGAUAAAAGGAAUUGUGUCAAAAGCCUCUUCGUCCUCCGCCUCUGAAAUAUGUGGAGAAGUUGGCAGUUACUUGCAGAUAACAGGUUAGUACUGGUACAGAAUACAUCAACACUGGUUAGGUCAACUUAUAAACCCCAAACAAAAAUAAAGUAAGAUUGUCAGACUUGAUUCGAAGGCUAGUUCAGCAUACUAAUCUAAUAACGAAUUUUACUUCACUUUGAUAAGGACACUUGUCAGUCACUGUAUGUUUGUUAUUGAAAAUGUAGCUAAUUCUUUGUUUUUGUUUCAAAAGAAAAAAAAUCAAAUAUUUAAAUUUUCAAAUUUGAUGGACGAUUAUGUAAAUUUCUUACUGAAAGCCAUUUAGAAGAGAUUCAUUCAGUGGGUAGGGCUUUGACUUUCUUAGGGUGAAUAGGGCAUGGUGGGGAUCAGCAUAAUUAUCAUUUGAAUCACUUUAAAAUACACUUUUUUUACACUGUGAUAAAGAAAGAAUCUAAGCUGAGAUAAAAAAUCAAAAUUUUAUUUUGUGAAACAUUUACACCCUGCUUUAAAUAUGGCUUUACUGAAUCGUGCAAAAAAAAGUUGAUUUUAUAUGAAAUUAAUAUUUUUAAAGUAAAACUUGAUGCAAAUUGUAGGAACUUUUGCAUUUGUUUUACCAAAUUGUUUUAAUUUUGAAAUCCAAAGAUAAAGUUUAUACAAAGAUCUGUUGUUACUGCAUAAUUUAUGUACAUAUAUGUGUGUAUGACUUAAGGGUUUUUCUUAAAUCAUUUAUUAUGUGUGUAUUUGCUACCAGUGUUGUUUACACCAUUAUAGAUUACAAUGUAUUAUCAAACAUCCUGUAAUUCAUUUUUUAUGUAUCUGUUACAGCCUUUUUAUCAGUCAGUUGUUGAAAAAAUCAUUAUCACAGAACAUGUGAAUUAAGCAAUGAUAAUAUUUUUUUAUAUUAAAAUAAAUUUGGAAAACCUCACAUAUGAAAUUAUUUUAAAGUUAAACUAGUUUUUCUAAGACCUCAUUGAUUCCUGCCAAGCUAUAAAAUCAGAUAUCUUUGUGAGGGAUUUAGGUUUUCUAUGGGACCUCUGUGGGCGAGUGGUUAAGGUUGCUGACUACAAAUCACUUGCCCCUCAUCAAUGUGGGUUCGAGCCUCACUCAGGGCGUUGAAUUCUUCAUGUGAGAAAGUCAUCCAACUGGCUUACGGAAGGUCGGUGGUUCUACCCAGGUGCCCGCUCGUGAUGAAAUAAUGCAUGGAGGGGCACCAGGGGUCUUCCUCCACCAUUAAAGCUGGAAAGUCGCCAUAUGAUCUAUCAUGUGUCGGUGCGAGGUUAAAUUUUUUUUUAAAAAAGGUUUUCUGUACUGUGAAACUAUGAAUAGUUGUUGGGGACUUAUUCUCAUGGAUUUUAUUAUUGCCUCAGUCCAUGAAUAAACAAAAAAAAACACAAAAAACAAUAUUUAUUAUUCAAUAGUUGCAAUCUGCUCAUUCUUAUCCCCAUGAAUUGCCAUCUCAGUCAAAGCCACGAAUUUCAUGGCCAUGAAAUCAUUUGAUUUCACAGUACUCCCUAACUGUAUUUUGUGAAAGUAAAUUCUCAAGAAAUUGUUUGCAUUGCUAUAAACAGACCACAGAUUUCACCAGAUUAUCAUAUAUCACGAAGAUUCUAUCACUCUUACAACUUUGAAUCUCAAAAAAGCUAACCAAUAUUUGGUCUCACAAACAUAUCUGAUUUUAAAGUAAUUGUUUAUUAUUUUUGUAGGCUUAUUUGUGUGAAAACAUUUUACUGUUGUUGCUGAUGUUACUGAGAGACUUACAUGUACAUUGAAUGUAAAUACACUUGAGCCACAGCGUAAUGUUUAGUAUGAAUGGUGUUAAUGCAAACGUCCUACAAGAUUGUUGAAAAAUGGUUAGGUUUUUUUUUUCAAGAAUUGAUAAAUUUAAUGUUUAUAUAAUUUCUUUUGCAUUCAGGUUUGCCAUUGUUAAUACAUAUCUGUACAUAGUAGACUUGAUAAUAUCAGUAUUAGCAGUGGUUAGUUUUUGAGCUCAACUAUUAAAACUUUUUCAGACAGUAGAGCUUUGGUUGUCAACCUGUCGUGGUAUCCGCAUGACAGUGGUUUUGCAUGUAAGCAGGUUACUCAAAUAAUGUUACGUCUUUGGCAUCAUUAGACGGUCUAACAGGAUAAGUUACAUAUAGCUCUAACUUACAUUUUAUAAUUAUUUUAUUAUACCAGAUUUAUACAGUACGCUUUUCAUGACAAACAUGUUCAAGUUUAAUCAGAUGUCAGUCACACAUUUUACAACAAAAAUAGGGAAUAAAAACUUAACGAACAUUUUUAAUCAAUUGUUAAAUGGAUGAAAUGAAAAAUAUAUUUUACCAUACAAAGUCUUAAGUCAUUAUCAGACUUAUUUUAUAUCAGACUGUAAUGAAUGUAAGAUAUAUUUGAAAAUCAAAAUUUUGUGUUCGUUUCCAAGACAUCAAAUGUCAAAAAUGUUUUAUGUUUAAAUAAUUCAUUUCAAAAUGGUCAUUAUGCCAAAGGGAGCUUUAUUGAAAUAGUGAUGCUUCAGUUUUUAAUUCAUUAAUCCAUUGUUUUGCAUUAUGUUUAAGGCUUUUAGAGACAGAGAGAUAUCUAAUUGUUUAUAAGGAUCUCAUUCAUUAAUUUAUAUAAGUUUCUCAGAAUCUUUUUAGAAAAAGUUGUUUGUUGUAACCUUAUUUUGAUAUAGUGAUAUUUAAACUAUUUUUAGCUCGACUAUUCGAAGAAUAAGUAGAGCUAUCCUACUCACCACGGCGUCGGUGUCGGCAUCGGCGUCACACCUUGGGUUAAGUUUUUUCGUACCAGUCCACAUUUUGACAAAGUCUUUUGAGAUAAAGCUUUGAAACUUUCAGCACUUGUUUACCAUCAUCAUGGCCAGUUAUAGGCAAGAGCACAUAACUCAGUCAAGGAUUUUGGCUGAAUUAUGGCCCUUUUUGACUUAGAAAUCUGGGUUAAUAUUUCGCACCAGUUCAUCUUUUUUUACAAAGUCUUUUGAGAUAAAGCUUUGAAACUUUCAACACCUGUUUACCAUCACCAUGUCCAGUUAUAGGCAAGAGUACAUAACUCCAUCAAUGAUUUUGGCUGAAUUAUGGCCCCUUUCGUCUCAGAAAUCAUGGUUAAGUUUUUCGUACCAGUUCAUAUUUUGACAAAGUCUUUUGAGAUAAAGCUUUGAAACUUGGCCGAAUUAUGGCCCCUUUUGACUUAGAAAUCAUGGUUAAGUUUUUCAUACCAGUUCAUAUUUUGACAGUCUUUUGAGAUAAAGCUUUGAAACUUUCAACACCUGUUUACCAUCACCAUGUCCAGUUAUAGGCAAGAGUACAUAACUCCAUCAAGGAUUUUGGCUGAAUUAUGGCCCUUUUUGACUUAGAAAUCUGGGUUAAUAUUUCGCACCAGUUCAUAUUUUGACAAAGUCUUUUGAGAUAAAGCUUUGAAACUUUCAACACCUGUUUACCAUCACCAUGUCCAGUUAUAGGCAAGAGUACAUAACUCCAUCAAGGAUUUUGGCUGAAUUAUGGCCCAUUUUGACUUAGAAAUCUUUGUUAAGUUUUUCGUACCAGUUCAUAUUUUUUGUAAAGUGUUUGACAUAUGGCUUUGAAACUUUUAUCACUUGUUUAGUAUAAUAGUCUCUAUCUGUAGGAAAGAGAACAUAACACUGUCAUUUAUUUUGGCUGAAUUAUGGUCCUUUUUGGAUUUUGAAAUUGGUUCUGUUUUCAUACAAGUCCAUGUUUUGUCAAAACUAUUUGACAUAUGGCUUUUAAACUUUGAACACUUGUUUAUCAUUAUGAUUUCCAUCUGUAGGCAAGAGUACAUAACUAUUUUGAUUGAAUUAUGGCCCUUUUUGGGCUUUGAAAUUGGCUGAUAUAUUGCCAUUUAGUGCAAGACUUAUCGAAAUCAAAGUAAUACAGGAACAUUGUUUGUCUAAUCUAUUUAUUCCUUUUGUCUGAAUAUCCGUGGAAAUAUUUUGACCCCAUUCUUCAAUCAAUUCUUCGAAUAGUCGAGCGCGCUGUCAUCAGACAGCUCUUGUUUAAUGUUAUAGUGACUGUAUUUUAAAGGCUGGACAUUUUGCAAAUGUUUUGAAUGGUGUCUGAACAUACAUUUUGCAUUCACUGCUUUUAAAUUAUUUAUUAUAUAUAUAUAGUGUUUUGAUUAUGGUUUUGGAUCUUGUCUUGUUAAAAGCUGUUCAGAUUUAUGCAAAGUUUUAGCUGGUGCAGUACAAUCUGAACAAAUCCACAAGGUAAAUAAAAUUCUUUCAUACGCCCAUGUAACAGGACAUAUUAUUUGAUCGCCAGAUGUGGGUGUAGUCCACGAAAACUGUCCAGGCUCUAACUUACGCAGGUCUUUACAAAUGUUCACCAAACUUGGUCAGAAUGUUAAAAUCAGCAUCUUAUCUCGGCCAGUUUUGAUAACUAUCUGGCCGGAAAAUACCACUUUCUUAGGAGUGAUAGCCCUUGAAUUACUAAAAAUUGCAAAAUUUGACACAUGAUCGCUUAAUAGUCAGGGUAUUUUAUAUUGGAACUAAACACAGUUUAUAAACUCCAGACCAAGUUCGAUAAUCAGCCAGAUCAGAUCAGUAUCUCCAGAGUUAGGGCCAUUGAAUUAGUCAAGUUUGAUAAAGUUGGCAAUGUCUGCUCAAAAUAAUGUAGGUUGUUUUAUUUAGACCAUUUUAUAAACGUUUGGGUCACAUUAAAUAACCAUCCAGUUUAGACCAGCAUCUCCAAGAUAUUUACUGUCCAUGAAUUUAUUAUACAUGUAAUUGCAAAAAUUAACAGUGUCCACACAAAUACUCUUUUCAUGGAUCUCAACUAUGCAUUUUUAUACCAAAGAUGUAACUCUGUGUUUGGUAACAGGGCAGUUCGGAUAAGUAUCUCCAAAGUUGCAACCCUUGAAUUAGCCAGAAUUGCAAUCAGUUAACUGUAUCAGUUCAAGAAGUGGAGUAUUACAUAAGUCAAUAUUCAUUUGCUGACAAGGGUAUAUUUGUGAUUAUGACACUACUGUUUAAGAAUUCUGGUUAAAUCUCCACUUUCUAGCUCUAGUGCCAUACAAUACAGCUCUGUCGUUAUAUUGAAGGCUUGAACAUGCAAUUUAGGUACAUCACACACAAUUCUUUAACGAUUAGUUAAGACUGUCAGCUCAAGAGAUGUUCAGUUUAAACUUGUCAUAUCUAGCAGACUUUUUAAAGAACAAAAUGUUUACCAAAUAUUUUAGAUGAUGAAUUUGUUUUGAUGUAUUUAUUUCAUAGAUGCAUAUUUUGUGUUUUUGUAUAGUGCUGUUUUGAUGCCAUACAUAGAAUAAUAUUAAAAUCAAAUGAACCUUA